UCGUUGGUUUCCUAAAAGGAAAGAAUUAAUACCUUCCAAGUUCAAGGAUUUCAAAUUACUCAGAGCGUUGAUGAUUGAAGGUAUGCAUGAUGGAGAAGUAAAAAUAAAGCUGCCUAGAGAAAUUGGAAACAUGGUCCACUUGAGGUUUCUGAGUCUAAGGAGAAGUAAUAUAAAAUCGUUUCCUCCGUUUCUAGGAAACUUGAUUUGUUUGCAGACGCUUGAUUUUUUUGUUAGAGAUGACUACAUGUUUAUCCCAAAUGUGAUAUGCAAGAUGAAUAAAUUGAGACAUUUAUACCUUCCAUGGAGGUACAGGGCUAGAGGUAAACUGCAGCUAUCUGCUCUCGGUGAUUUACAAACUUUAAAUUAUGUUUCGAGUAGAUAUUGUGAUUUGAAUGAUCUUGCUAAACUAGGCAAUCUAAGGAAACUGAGAAUAAGAUUGUCAUCUAGCCAAUCGAAAAAUCUGGAGAAAAUCUUGGAUGCGGCAGGCUGCGUGCUCAAUGGUAUUCGGUCCCUGCGGUUGGUCAACCAUGUUGGAAUGAAAAGCGGUGCAGAGGUUAGUCAAAUAGUUGCAAGGUGCAGUCAAAUAUACAAGUUGAAGCUAUGGGGCCCCACACUAGAACUACCGAAAGAGUUCCACUCCUAUUCAAACCUCACCAAGUUACUUUUGUCCGAUUGUGCUCUCAAGGACGACCAAAUGGCCAUACUAGAGAAGCUGCCCAACCUGAAAAGUCUUGAUCUGUGCGAUAAUGUGUUUGAGGAAAAUACAAAAGUAUUGGUUUUCUCUGCUGGAAGCUUUCCUCGUCUUCAGUUUCUUGAGCUUUAUGCUUUGAAAGGAAUAACAGAGUGGAGGGUGGAGGAAGGAGCCAUGCCUUGUCUCUGCAAAUUGAUCAUUGAUUAUUGCAGAGAAUUGAGUACGGUUCCAAAUGGGCUGAGACACCUUACUACACUCAAGGAUUUGAAGAUUGAGCAUAUGCCUAAACCAUUCUGUAGUAAGCUUGAGGAAGGAGGAGAAGACUUCCAUGAAGUCCAACACAUCCCUUCCCUUAUACUCCAGAUUCCGAGGGAUUAAAAGCUUCUGUUUGAGGAAAAUCCCCUGCAUUCAAACAUAUCUAUCAAAAUGGCUAUACAAAUUUAUCAGGUUCUGCUUGUCAUUGUAAGAAAGAUGGAUGAUUUUGACAGAGCAACUUCAAGAUCUAUGGGGAUUAAUUAAAGGCAAACCAAGUGAGCUGACAAGACGGUUCGAUGGUUCCCAUGAGUUCAGAACUGGAAAGUUUUUCUACCAGUUGUGGUGCUAUUGAAUAAAUUGAAAUCAAUGUGCACCUUUGUUAGAAAUGUUUUUCUUAUAUUUUCUCUUGGAUUGCUGUUUUUGUGUGCUUCCUAUUUAGACUUGUUCCACUAGUUAAUGUGCAAGACAUUGAGAGGUUUAUGUUGUUGCCUAGUUGGAUAUAUGAUUGUCGUCUGAUAUAAAAUGCCUAUGGCUUUUAUUGUUUCC
Messenger RNA from Rosa chinensis, 1492 nucleotides. RefSeq names its product probable disease resistance RPP8-like protein 2. The record is from RefSeq and is a predicted model, not a curated record. The transcript has 2 exons. Lineage: Eukaryota; Viridiplantae; Streptophyta; Magnoliopsida; Rosales; Rosaceae. The coding region runs from base 71 to 1069 and encodes 332 amino acids.